CUCGUUUUAUUUUCUUAGCUUGUUUGGGAUUUUUUUAGUCCCCUCUUUUGCAUAUAAAAAAAACAUUUGCGACCAAGCUGGGCUUUUAAUCCUUCAAGAAUUUGACAUCAACCAACAAAAACCAUAACAUGAUAAUUGGGCCGUAAAACCCCCAAACUUCUUCUAUCUUAAACACCUUUAAAACAUAUCUCCCGACUCACCGGAAAAUCCACACUUUCUCUCUCCUACUCGCCGGAAAACCCUAACUUUCCGGCGGAAGCCAUGGAAAUAGCUUCAAAUUCCAUUAACGUGCGCGACCUUCUCUCCUCAUCUGACCUCAACGAUCCUUCCUCUCCACUCUCCGCACCUGACCUUCGCCUUCUGAUCAACAAUCUCGACAAUCAUUCUCACCACAUCAAAUCCAAAGUUCAAUCCUACAUUCUCUCUCAUCACUCUCACUUCUCCGACCUUCUUUCUCUCUCCUCAACUUCCUUCUCUCACUCACUUUCUCUCUCCUCCGACCUCCACUCCCUUCUCUCUCUCCUCUCCCACGACGAUGAUCGACGUGAAAUUAAGUCUGUUCUUGACGAGAUUCGAUCCGUGGUUGCUGAGUUAGAGGCGAAGAAGAAUCAAGCGUCGAUUUUGAGGGUGAUUGUUAGGUUGAGUAAGAAAUUGGGGAAUGUGAAGGAAUUGAUGAGAAUUGGGGAUGUUGUUGAAGCUGCGAAAUUGGUUAGGGUUUUGAAGAAGGCGUUGAGAGUUGGGGGUGUUGAUGAGGAGAGAGAAAAUGAGGAGGUUGUUGUUUAUGGUUUGCUUAGGAAACAAUGGUUGCUCUGCUUUGAAGAGAUUCAGGAUUUGCUUGUUAAGUUUAUGGAUGAUGCUGUGAGGUUUGACCGCGAAUUGGGUGGUAUUCGGGUUUUGUAUUGCUCCGGCGUUGGCGAGGCUCGUGGAGUUGAGCUUCGUACAGUUUUGGAAGCCAUGGAUGUGCUAGGAAUACUUAACUAUGGGCUUGCAAGAACUGCUGACUUAUUUAUCAAGCACGCCAUUGCUCCUGCUGCGAAUUUAAAGGCCCUGGUUUCUUUUGUGGAAGAAUCUAGUGGGAGUUUGGCAGAGACUGGUAACUCAAUCUUGAAGAUAAUCUCUAGACCAGAAUCGAAGGUAGAAGACAUGGAUUGCAACGCUCUGUUCUCAAGAAUGAUGAUAGUUGUGAAAUUUAUCUACAAAAAUAUAUGUCUUGAAAAUGGUUCUUGGAUGCGCUGUUUCGGAAAAUUGACGUGGCCAAGGAUGUCUGAGCUUAUUAUCUCUAACUUCCUCUCAAAGGUUGUCCCUGACGAUGCUUCUAAGUUAGCUGAUUUUCAAAAAAUUAUGAUUGCUUCUUCAGAAUUCGAGACUGACUUAAAGGAGGUUAUGUUCAUAUCUGAGUCUGAUAAGAAUGAUGAAAGGCUGAGCAACUUUGCUGAUAAUGUGGAGGUGCAUUUUGCUGUGAGGAAAAAGACUGAAAUGUUGGCAAAUGCUAGGCAGUUGAUUCUGCGAUGUGACUUUACGGUUCCAGAAGAGUUUGGUAGCAAAGGACCUAAUUUCAGAAAUAACAGAAACAGUGACUGUGCUGUCAAUUUGCUUUUUUCGUCAGAGAGGUGUAUAGUGUCUCAUGCCGCUUGUCAAUUGAUGAAGUUGGUGCAUCAAACACUUCAAGAUGUUUGUUUGUCGUCCCCACGAGUAGCAUUGGAAUUCUAUCAUGCUGCAAGGGAUGUUCUAUUGCUGUAUGAAGCUAUCAUUCCAAUCAAGUUAGAGCGACAGCGUGACAGCAUCAACCAGGCUGCUGUUCUUAUGCACAAUGACUGUCUUUAUCUCUCCCAAGAAGCUAUGGGGCUGGCAUUUGAGUACCGACCGGACUUCCCUAGCUUCUUGAAAGAGCAUGCCAUAUUUGUUGAUAUAGCUCCUAGAUUGCAGCUAUUGGCAGAAGACAUACUCCAGCAGCACGUUCAAGUUACAAUCUCUAACUUGAAGGAGGCUAUAGAUGGAGCUGAUGGAUAUCAGAAUACUCAUCAAAUGCCUCAAUACGAGUCUGCAAAGUUUAGCUUAGAGCGGGUUAUUUUCAUCCUUGAGAAAGUCCGUAUGCUGUGGCAGCCUGUGUUACUUCCUUCAACAUACAAAAAGUGUAUGUGUAUGGCUCUGGAAUCAGUUUUUUCAAGAAUUGCACAGGACAUACUCUUCCUAGAUGAUAUAGCUGCCGAAGAAACCCUGCAACUUCAAAGGCUGAUUUAUAUGUUAUUGGAGAGUCUUGCACCAUUGCUAGAAGCCCUGGGCAGUAUUAAGUUUGAUAAGAAAUCUGAUGAGAACUUUUCACGUCCACUUGAAGCAGACAUUCCAUCCUUGGGAAAACUUCGGAAAUUAUCUGAACUGCUGGACUUACCGUUAAAGUCCAUCACCGAAGCUUGGGAAUGUGGAGACCUGUAUGGCUGUGGAUUUGUUUUAACAGAGGUUGUAGAUUUCAUCAAAGCCAUAUUUACCGACUCCCUGUUGCGGAAAGAUUGCUUGACGAGAAUAUACAGAAUUAACUUUUAGAUGGCCCUUUUGGCACAUGAAAAAUGAACCUACUUGGAAGUAAUUCAAGUUAAUGGCUUCCAUCAAUUCUAACAGAUUGCUCAGUAUCUGAACUAUGGAGAAGAGCACUGCUUUUUUGCACUUCUGUUGCCUGUUAUUCUUAGUUUCUCUUUUUUUGUUUUUGUGGUUGGAGGAUGACUUCGACUUUGUAUAUUCUUCUUUAUAGAUUCUAGCUUUUUAUAAAUAUUGUCUAGGGCAUGUUACUAUGUAAAUUAUGAAGAUGUAUACAUCUCCAUGUAAUAUUUUCAUUUUGAAGGAAGCUUUAUCAGAGAGUGAAAUAUCUGUUUAA
This is a messenger RNA of Beta vulgaris subsp. vulgaris (sugar beet), 2869 nucleotides long. Its product is annotated as centromere/kinetochore protein zw10 homolog. The transcript has 14 exons. NCBI's taxonomy places the organism in Eukaryota, Viridiplantae, Streptophyta, Magnoliopsida, Caryophyllales, Amaranthaceae. Gene Ontology annotation, cellular component: chromosome, centromeric region; RZZ complex; nucleus. Gene Ontology annotation, biological process: mitotic cell cycle; endoplasmic reticulum to Golgi vesicle-mediated transport; mitotic spindle assembly checkpoint signaling. The record is from RefSeq and is a predicted model, not a curated record. Bases 262 to 2541 code for a protein of 759 amino acids.